GGUUUGGUUUUGUUGUUGUGCUCUGGGCACCAUGUCAAAUUCGGGCUCCCAUCAAGACACUGGGAACAAGCCAGAGACGGAAAAAAAUAACCAAGAUGACUCUCAACCCCCUGUCAACUCCGAGAGGAGGAACAAAAGUGGAAUAAUAAGUGAACCUUUGAACAAAAGUCUUAAGAAGUCCCGUCCACUCUCCCACUAUUCCACCUUUGGUAGCAGCAGCUCGGUAAGCGAACAUUCAGAGAAAGGCAACCCCUUAGCUAAUGGCAACGAAGCGACUGUGGAUAAAAGUCAUUCUACCUCAAAGCACAAAAACAUCUCUAGUAUGCUGAGCAAAUUAGACCGGGUGUCGGAGAUCUCCUCAGAAGGACAGACCGCCCUACAACAGUUUGCUCAGUCGACAGAAAUGCUCAAAAGAGUGGUACAGGAGCAUCUUCCUCUAGCAAGCGACCACGGGACUGGUAUCUCUGACAUGGAGGCAGUCUCAGCUGCAGAGACAAUGAACGGCCCCUCUGAUUUUCCUUACCUGGGGGCUUUUCCCAUCAACCCAGGCCUUUUCAUUAUGACCCCUGCCGGCGUGUUUCUGGCAGAGAGCGCGCUCCAUAUGGCUGGCUUGGCAGAGUACCCCAUGCAGAAUGAGUUGGCAUCUGCCAUCAAUUCGGGGAAAAAGAAACGGAAAAGAUGCGGCAUGUGCCCGCCCUGCCGAAGACGGAUAAACUGCGAGCAGUGCAGCAGUUGUAGGAAUCGCAAAACUGGCCACCAGAUUUGCAAAUUCCGAAAAUGUGAAGAACUCAAAAAGAAGCCUUCUGCAGCACUGGAGAAGGUGAUGCUUCCUACAGGAGCCGCGUUCAGAUGGUUCCAGUAGGAACGGGAAUCCCAAAGCUCUGUCAUCCAAGUGCAAUGUCACUGCUUGCUUGUGUUGUCUCAGGCAAGGGAUUUUUGGCUGAAAUGAAUGGAUGCACCUGUGUCUCUUUAGAACCAAAAAUAUUUUCUCGCAAAUCUCAUUCCUGUUUUUAUAAUUUUUUUUUUUUUUGCGUUCGUUUUAACAUCUUCGAGUCCUAGUCAGACAUUUAACUGCUUUUCAAAUAAAAAUAAUUAAAAGAAAAAAACAAUGGAUCUGUAAAGUACCAAGACUUAAUAGACAGAGUAUGGACAAUCAGUUUCUUUCUGUGUUUUGGUGUUGAUGUUGUUUAUGUGUGAAAGAUGCAGUACUUGUGUAGGGAAUGUAAAUUUACAGUAACCUUUUAAAAUCUAGUUACUAAUAAGCACUACUGUAAUUUAGCACAGUUGUUUAAUUGCACCCUCAUUUAUACUUUUUAUUUGAUUCUUUCCCAUCAUACAAUAGAGUGGAUAGUUUCUAGAAUGCCUCAACUUCAUGUUUAUAAAUGAGAAUAUGUUUAAAGCGAUGUAGUAUCCCUUUUCCUAGCCAUUCACCUAUGUAAGUUUAACCCGCAAGAGGUUCGGUAUAAAAGGUGGAAGAAAACAAUUGCUACACAACUGGCGGUCUUCGAAAAAGGAAAAAAGAAUAAAAAAAAAAAAAGAAAAAAAGUCAUUGUUAGUUUAUUAAUAUAGAACAAGAAACACUGCGUACAGAAAAACCUCCUAAUUGCAACGGUUUACUCCUAGAAGUAAUUUUUGUAAACUUACUGAAGUGAAAAUCAAAAUAAAAAUAAUAUUGCAGGACCUGUGCUGAAGCAGUUACGAAAAGUGAUA
This is a messenger RNA of Gavia stellata (red-throated loon), 1710 nucleotides long. It is a transcript of the gene CXXC5, whose product is annotated as CXXC finger protein 5. The coding region runs from base 32 to 862 and encodes 276 amino acids. The record is from RefSeq and is a predicted model, not a curated record. Gene Ontology annotation, cellular component: nucleus. The transcript has 2 exons. Gene Ontology annotation, molecular function: zinc ion binding; methyl-CpG binding. NCBI's taxonomy places the organism in Eukaryota, Metazoa, Chordata, Aves, Gaviiformes, Gaviidae.